UUGUACAGUCCCUGCAUUGAAUUACAAUCUUUGAUGAAUCUGGGAAUAGGCUACUUCUGGGCAGGGGGAGUGUCUGCUUUGAUUAAACCUGGCACAGCAGAGGAACCAGAAAAGUAUAAUGGGGCUAUUACAGACAGACGGGAAACCAAGAAGCACAUAUCCAGAAAGCUGAAGGGAAAGAGAAGACAUGUUGUAGUUGUAGCAAAGCAACACCUCACGUUUCCAAUCCUGCCCAGUGUUGCUCUUGCACAGUCUCAGGCUAAGCAUGUUAGGUAGAUGGUUUGUGUCUUAAUCUGACUCUUUUCCUCUUUGUUGUUACUAAGUCUUGUAUCUAGGGGUCCUGGUCUAUGACUAGGGCUCCCAGGUGCUGUGGUAAUACAAAUAAUAAAUGAGACUGUUGGCCUCUGAAAACAGUGCCUGUGCUGGAGUAGGCCUCGCAGAUACUGGCUGCAGUCAGAAUGGGCACGGGGAAAGGCAGAGGGCAGAAAAGGGGAAGUGAAGGCUCCAAACUCAGGAGUAGGAAAUGUGGUGGUAUAGCAGCACCAGGAAGAGAGAAGAGUCUUCCUGCUGUGGGUCAGGCCCAGAGUCGUCCCCUCCUCCACGCACAUGCUGUCUUACUUCUUCUCUCUCUGCAGUUUGGCCUGUCCCUGCUGUACUUGGUCCUGAGUCGUGGGGAGGAAUUGCAGAAUUCCAAUGCUGGUACGGAGCUAAUGCAGGACAACCAGUGGACAGAGCUGAUGUCCAUGACAACCCGAGAGCUUCUGCAGAUCCCUGAAGCAGUGCUGGCAAAGCCAGUAUCCACCCCUUCUAAUCUGCUGUCCCUUUUUUCUCGCUAUGUUGAUCAGCAGAAGCUGAACGUGCUGGAGACAAAGUUGCAGUUAGUGCAGGGGAUACGGUAGGAGGUCUUGACGGGUCCUCAAUGCCGGCUGCCAUCCUUGCCGCCGCCACCAGAGGAUUGCAGUGGAGGAAGGGAGGCAGUUGCUCCCCUGAAGCAAAGCCUUGUGGGAUUUUUCUCUUGGAUAUCUGGCACGGGAGACCUCUCUUUUGCUCUGUGAACUUGGAUGGGUGUGUGUUUGGUUUCUCCUGCCACCCUUCGCUGCUAGGUUGCAAUUCGGCAUGUCCUUGCUGCGUUCCCAUUUCCCUCUGCAUCUUCACAACAGCUGCUGCUUUCUCCCGACACAGCCCCUGUCUUCCCCCCGCCACCACCACAUUCAGGCUACUGAGGGACUGGUGAGGAACCCACCCUCUCCUCCUUCCUGCCCCCUGUCAAUGCAGAAUCCAGAUAGCUAGGGAGACAGCUAGUUGUGGGGAGAAUCCCCAUGUGCUCUGGAAGGUGGAGUUGGGGGCCUAGAGAGACAUCUGCUGCCCAAUGUCUCCUAAAUGUUUAGGAGGGUGUGACUUUUAGAUGAUUGGCCCUCUGACCCUGUUUCUUUCUUCAAUCUUUGCUCAUUGGCUAAGACGUGAGAAUCUGUUGGCUCCCCCCUCUCAUAUCCAAGCACUGAGUUUUCGUCCCACCCCUCACACUGCACAGGGUGGGCUUUCCUGUUCCAGCUCGGCAUGGGCUUCUCGUUCUUUCUGAAGUUGCACAAACUGGGCUCCCCUCUGUCACCCGUCCUAAUCCCAUGACACAGUGAACACACGCCUUUGCACACUUGCCUCGUCUUCCUGGGAAUCGUUUUGCACCCCUCUCUCUCACACCUGCCCCUUGGUUCAGGCCCAUGCUGUCAAGAGCCCUCCAAGACAAUAACCAAGGGGCCUGGCUUUGAUCUCUAGUGGAUAGAGCUGCUAAUCUGAAUGAGUUUUCCAUACCCAACCACUGCUAGAUCCUGCUGUUUUGCUCCUUUUGGAAUGUGGUGGGGUUUUUAAUCUUUCUUUGCUUUUAACGACAAAAAAUAUUUGCACAUGUAGGUAUUCUACAACCAGUAAACUCCUCCCUAUUAACCAGCUGCCCCUCCUCCUAAAUCAGCUGCUUUCUCCUAAUCCCUCUCUCCCCAAAGUAUUCUCCCCUCCAACCAAAACCACCUCCCCAUAACUCCUCUCCCUACACACACACACACCCACACACCCCGCACCCUCCAUUUCCCUCACAACCGAUCAAGUGGACCGUUCCUUUAUUAUAUUAUUCCUUUUUUGUGCUUCCCUCCCUCCUCAUUUUUGGUUCUGAUGAAAAUAAAAGUUUCUAAAUUUACAUUUUUAUAGGGUAUUGUAAAUAAAAAUGAA
This is a messenger RNA of Terrapene triunguis (Three-toed box turtle), 2220 nucleotides long. Its product is annotated as protein PAT1 homolog 1-like. The record is from RefSeq and is a predicted model, not a curated record. The coding region runs from base 459 to 899 and encodes 146 amino acids. The transcript is spliced from 3 exons. Lineage: Eukaryota; Metazoa; Chordata; Testudines; Emydidae.